Melanotaenia boesemani (Boeseman's rainbowfish) is the source of this 4134-nucleotide messenger RNA. RefSeq names its product karyopherin alpha 1 (importin alpha 5) (gene kpna1). Gene Ontology annotation, biological process: NLS-bearing protein import into nucleus; postsynapse to nucleus signaling pathway. Gene Ontology annotation, molecular function: nuclear import signal receptor activity; protein binding. Gene Ontology annotation, cellular component: cytoplasm; nucleoplasm; nucleus. NCBI's taxonomy places the organism in Eukaryota, Metazoa, Chordata, Actinopteri, Atheriniformes, Melanotaeniidae. The record is from RefSeq and is a predicted model, not a curated record. The transcript is spliced from 14 exons. The coding region runs from base 114 to 1730 and encodes 538 amino acids.
AGCCUCGGGGUGCGUUUAAUAUCACGCAUGCGCAUUAACAUACCGGCGACGACUGUAGAAACAGUGGCCUAACGAAUAAGGGGAUUACGGAGCCCAAUCUGACAGGCUACACAAUGAGUCAGGGUAAGGACAAUGCGAGACUCAAGAGCUACAAGAACAAAUCUCUCAACACAGAUGAGAUGAGAAGAAGGAGGGAAGAGGAAGGCCUGCAGCUCCGCAAACAAAAGAAGGAUGAACAACUUUUUAAAAGAAGAAAUGUUGCCACAGUGGGAGAUGAUGGGGUCUUGGAGGACGAUGGAAUGGCAGAUAGUGGCUUCCUGGAAUCCCAGGCCAACAACUUGGAUCCACAUGUGGGUGGGGUGAUCUCUGAUGACAUGAUUCAGAUGAUCUUCUCCAGUUCGCCUGAGCAGCAGCUAAUAGGCACUCAGCACUUUAGGAAACUUCUUUCUAAAGAGCCCAACCCACCUAUUGAUGAAGUUAUUGCCACUCCAGGAGUGGUGGAGCGUUUUGUUGAGUUCCUGAAGAGAAGAGAAAACUGCACAUUGCAGUUUGAGGCUGCUUGGGUAUUGACCAACAUUGCUUCAGGUACAUCCCACCAGACACGGGUUGUAAUCCAGGCUGGAGCUGUGCCCAUAUUCAUUGAGAUGCUCGGCUCAGAUUUUGAAGACGUACAGGAACAGGCAGUGUGGGCCUUGGGAAACAUAGCAGGCGAUAGCACAGAAUGCAGAGACUUUGUCAUAGACUGCAACAUCCUUCCUUCCCUGAUGCAGUUAUUGGCCAAACAAAAUCGUCUAACCAUGAUGAGGAAUGCAGUGUGGGCACUGUCAAACCUGUGCAGAGGAAAGAACCCACCUCCAGACUUCACCAAGGUGUCUCCAUGUCUCAGUGUGCUAUCUUGGCUGUUGUUUGUCAAUGACACAGACAUCUUAGCCGAUGCAUGCUGGGCACUCUCCUACCUAUCUGAUGGCCCCAAUGACAAAAUCCAGGCUGUUAUUGACUCAGGAGUCUGCCGCAGGCUGGUCGAAUUACUGAUGCACUCGGAUUAUAAGGUGGUAUCUCCUGCACUGCGGGCUGUUGGAAACAUAGUCACUGGAGAUGAUAUGCAAACACAGGUUAUUCUGAAUUGUUCAGCGCUGCAGUCCCUGCUUCACCUUCUGAGCAGCCCCAAGGAGUCCAUCAAGAAGGAAGCUUGCUGGACAAUCUCAAACAUCACUGCAGGGAAUCGGGCACAAAUACAGAUGGUGAUAGAUGCAGGUCUGCUACCUCCUCUCAUCACUAUCCUGCAAGUAGCAGAGUUUCGCACAAGAAAAGAGGCAGCGUGGGCCAUUACCAACGCCACCUCGGGGGGCUCUGCAGAGCAGAUACGGCAUCUAGUGGAACUUGGCUGUAUAAAACCUCUGUGUGACCUGCUCACACUCAUGGAUUCCAAAAUAGUUCAGGUGGCUCUAAAUGGCCUCGAGAACAUUUUGCGACUGGGAGAACUGGAGGCCAAAAGAGGGGGAGGCAUCAACCCUUAUUGUGCUCUCAUUGAAGAGGCCUAUGGUCUGGACAAGCUGGAGUUCCUGCAAGGCCAUGAGAACCAGGAAAUCUAUCAGAAAGCUUUUGACCUGAUCGAGCGCUACUUCAACACUGAAGAUGAAGACCAGUCUCUGGCCCCAGCUGUUGACAUGCAGCAGCAGCAGUUCUUAUUUCAGCAGUGUGAGGCCCCCAUGGAGGGCUUCCAGCUAUAAUGCUAAUUCUUCCCUUGUCUCGUGCUCCACCUUCAUCUUCACCUACCUUCACUUCUCUCGAUUUGUCCGCAGGCAAGAUCCAGGGUUAACACAACCCAUGGCCUCCUCUUUUCCUCCUCUUCUUGCUUUCAGAAAGGCGGAUUUAAUCAUAAUCAUUAUUAUAAAGAUAUAAUAUGACAGCACACGUCUGUGUGUACGUCCAACAUGGGUCAGUUUCUGCCGUCUUGUCAGCCAGUUUGUGAAGGUUUCAUUUAUCAUUCUGUUUUAUUGCGACUUCCUCAACAUCUAAACUCCCUUUUUACCUGCUCAGGCCCCAGUAUCUCCCACUAGCAGAUUGCCCUCAUAACACCACCCCUGUAUUACUUUAUGGAUUUCCUCCUCCGUUCUUGCAAAACAAAAAGCUCUUCUCUUUCAUCCCAAAGGGUUGGUAAGUGACAUCUCUGAGCCAGUGGGAGUAUUUGGACUGCACUGCUUGUCUGAAGCAUUAAUGACUCGCAUGACAGACAAACAUGGACGUAGUUUUCCCCCGCACCGUUUCCACACACUCACAGAGGAAUGAUCUAACCUAAGCACUGGACUGACCAUGAGACGUUGACCACAUGUUUGUGUCACUGGGACUGUGUCACAGGACUCAACUGACCUUUUUGAAAGGCGCUUAAACAAGUCAAAAAUGGAGGCUGAAUCCUCUGUCCUCUUCUCUCUAACAACAGAUGGACUAAUUAGAAAUUUGACUGUCACUGAGGGUUGGCGCUUGUCAGUGACAAACCAGGCUGCUCGCAUUCCCACCUGGAUCUCAUAUCAUUCCUCUAACCAGUAUUGGGAUGUUUCCACCUGCACAGGCUCCAUCCUCAAGAAUUAAGACUGCCUUUUGGUGUGAUGUGAAUUACCCCAUGGAACCAUGGGAAUUGGAGUCUUCCCUCGCACUGAGACGAUUGGACGGACUUGGACAGAAUAAAAUAGACUAUGAUUCUGGAUUCUGUCCAGCAGCAAACCAGUGGAAAUUUUUAUUAUCAUACCAUAAUUUCAUUUCAUUUGCAGCACUUUAGUUCUGGACUGAUGCCUGCUCAUCAACAAUAUUUUCUACAUUACUUAGCUAUUUAAUUCGUUGAUGACACAGCUCUUCCCUCCUCAGGAAGCAAGGCGCAAAGAGGGGUGGUGUGUAUCCUCUGCCCCCUACUGGCAUGUCAUAGAUAACACUGUUUACCCUUCCAAGAAAGGGACUGCAGCAAAUUGUGAACUGAUGCUAUCAGCACACACCACAAUCAGAUCAUGUUGCCUCUGCAAAACUAAAAGAACUUCAUUCUAAGUAACAAUUGGAUGUUUAGCAGUGAGCAGUCCAAAAUAUGUUCAGGUAGUAUUUUCCUUUUCAUUAUGCCAAAUCAACACACGCAUCAGCUAUUAGGCUUCAAGUUUUGUAAUUUCUACCUUUCUAAUUUGGGGGUUAGCAUCAGUCAUGUAGCUGAUGGUGCCAUAAUCCUUGUUCAACAGCAAUCCUUCCAGAUAAUUUCAGCAAAGAUCCAGAUAAAAACUUGAAAAUCCUGGUGAUCACCUUAGUUAGUACAACUGAAUGUUUGUUUACCAAGUCUUUAAAUUGCAUACUUUUGUCAAAGUCUCUGCAAGAGAUGACCAGCUCUACAUGUUAAUUACUGUUUGUUGUAUUGAGUUUGUGCGUCUGUCUCAUGUUGCGCCAUUUGCAUAAAAACUGUUUCAUGAACUCCUACAGUGUUAAAUUAAUCAGUUCUAUUUAAGUUGGUGAAAACAAUUUUUCUUUAGCCAAAUUACGAUUUGCAGUCCUUUGGUUUGAGAUUAGUGUGAACAGUGGUGUGAAAAAUGCCCCCCCACACACACUUUCCUGAUUUUUGAGGUUUUUACAUGUUUGUCACACUUAAAUGUUUUAGUUCAUUAAACAAAUUUAAAUAGUCAAAGACGACACAAAUAAGCAAUAGUUUUUAAAUGGUUUUUAAGGGAGAAAAUAAAAAAAUCCAAACCUAUAUGGCCCUGUUUGCAACAAGAACAUUGAGGCUUGUCUCAAUUUUGCCAGAAAACGUCUUGAUGAUCCCCAAGACUUCUGGGACAAACGUAGGACGAGAAAAAAGUUUAAUGUUUUGGAAGGUGUGUGUCCCAUUACAUCUGUCAAAAAAGUAACACUGCAUUUCAGAAAAAGAACAUACCAUCAGUAAAAUAUGGUGGUGGUAGUGUGAUGGUCUGGGGCUAUUUUGCUGCUUCAGGACCAGAAAGACUUGCUGUGAUAAAUGGAACCAUGAAUUCUGCUGUCCACCAAACAGUCCUGAAGGCCAACGUCCGGCCAUCUGUUCAUGACCUCAAGCUGAAACGAGCUUGGGUUCUGCAGCAGGGCAAUGAUCCAAAACACACCAGCAAGUCCACCUCUGAAUGGCUGAAGAAA